AUGCUGAUCUACCAGAUCAACCUUGUGGUGAAAGCGCGCCGUAAAUCCAACAUACAAUAUCCCCGUGCAUAUGCCGAGAAGGCGGAGAUCGAGGCCAGCCCAGAGGCCAUGGCAUUCAACUGUGCUCAGCGUGCCCAUCAAAAUACUUUGGAAAACAUUCCUAUGAUCUACACCUCGACGCUGAUCACCAGCAUCAAAUAUCCCGUGUUCUCGUCGGCCAUGCUCACCAUCUGGUCGCUCUCUCGCGUCGCCUACGCCGCGGGCUAUUCUAGUGGAAACCCCCAGAAACGCAUGAACUUUCUGAGCACCCUCCACUAUCCCACUAUCUUGGGCCUCGCCGUGUCUGCGACAUGGACUGUUGGACAAUUAAUUCUGGCAGACCUCUCAUGAGCCUCCUGUUCUUCUUCCUUUGCGAGAUGUGAGCGGGCUCGUUCGGUUGUAUGGGCGACAGUGCGCUUCGAUUCCAGACAAACCUACUCUCUCUUUCACUAAUUCUGAUGCUUGAAUAUAAUUUCAUCGGAUAUAUACACAAGCGACAUUGAUUGUUAAGCAAAUUGAAACCCCUUCCGAGGACGAGAAUAAUGAUCCAAUUUCAAUCAUGGAUAGCUAGGUUGGCUCGCGUUUCGGUCGAAUCGAACUGACACGUGAUCGCGUUUAGAUGGCCACAAUCACAAUAACUGCAUCGGACAACUUCCAAGUGUACAUGUUAUUGUAUAUUGAUUGUCCUCAUUUCUCGCGACCCCGAGCUACAACGAAAUAGUUGAAUCCAAUAUGUUCGACACACCCACGUCCCCGCUUGCUGAAGUUGGAUUGACGAUCGUGGGGUCGAAAUGAGAGCUUCGAGAAGAGUUCGGCCAAGGUCGAGGGGGAAAGGAUAUAUCUAUGCAGCUGUUAGCAAUAGGCCAGGGAAAUUCGAGGCAUAGUCCGUUUCGACCCGUUCGCUCAUUGAGUGGGCCAGACUCUCAGAGGUUCGAGGCCGAGGAACAGAGAUAUUUGUGACUCAUCUUUGUCGGCAACCACGUUAGACGUUGGAUUUGGUAUCUUCUGCUGGGAUAAUCAGCAAACGGUCUCCUCGGAAUACAAAGAAGCAUCAAAGGAGCGCUCGUUAUCGAGUUUAUCAUCGAGCUGGCCGGGC
Molecule: messenger RNA, 1135 nt
Organism: Mycena citricolor
Lineage: Eukaryota; Fungi; Basidiomycota; Agaricomycetes; Agaricales; Mycenaceae
Source: the annotation of a GenBank genome assembly